AUGGAAUCAUCUUCCUCUCGAGACCCCUCCGCCCAAAACUCCCCUACUCCAGACCAAAAUGCCCCCAGCGCAUCAAGACCCAGUCGGAGCGAUCGAUCGUCGAGUCGGACGACCGCCCAAGAUCUGCCAUUGCACAACAGAAAUGCCCCCAUUCCAGACGAGAAGCAAGGCGCUGAUCUACCGUUGACCAUGUCAGCUUCGGUAGUAUUAACCAGCCUGCCACGCGAUGCGCAUCAAGCCAUGGCAGACGCUGAAGCCGUGGACACAGGUAAAGUGACUGUUCGCUUUCAGCCUCUGCCGUCGGCGCCCAUUCUCAAAAAUCGGGUCUUCAAAGUUAGUGCGUCGCAAAAGUUUGAAACGGUGGUCAAAUUUCUCCGGAAGAAGCUUGACUGCAAGAAUACCGAUUCUGUCUUUUGCUACGUGAACAGCGUCUUCGCUCCGGGGCUGGACGAGGGUAUUGGGGGGUUGUGGCGAUGCUUCAAAACGGACGAUCAACUAAUUGUCGCUUACUCCAUGACACCCGCGUUUGGCUAG
Messenger RNA from Aspergillus campestris IBT 28561, 534 nucleotides. RefSeq names its product ubiquitin-like protein ATG12. Gene Ontology annotation, biological process: nucleophagy; C-terminal protein lipidation; autophagosome assembly. Lineage: Eukaryota; Fungi; Ascomycota; Eurotiomycetes; Eurotiales; Aspergillaceae. The record is from RefSeq and is a predicted model, not a curated record. The transcript has 3 exons. The coding region runs from base 1 to 534 and encodes 177 amino acids. Gene Ontology annotation, cellular component: Atg12-Atg5-Atg16 complex; cytoplasm; phagophore assembly site membrane.